This is a messenger RNA of Globicephala melas (long-finned pilot whale), 2620 nucleotides long. RefSeq names its product salt inducible kinase 1 (gene SIK1). Gene Ontology annotation, cellular component: cytoplasm. Gene Ontology annotation, biological process: protein phosphorylation; intracellular signal transduction. Gene Ontology annotation, molecular function: ATP binding; protein serine/threonine kinase activity. The record is from RefSeq and is a predicted model, not a curated record. NCBI's taxonomy places the organism in Eukaryota, Metazoa, Chordata, Mammalia, Artiodactyla, Delphinidae.
GAGCAGCGGGCGGCCGGGCAGCGCGAGUGGCCGAGCGGGCGGCGGGGGCCGCGGAGCGAGCGGCGUCCCGACCUCGGCGCUCCGAGGGCGGCGGAGGUGCGGCCCGGAGCCAUGGUGAUCAUGUCGGAGUUGAGCGCGGCCCCCGCGGGCUCGGGCCAGGGACAGCAGAAACCUCUCCGGGUGGGCUUUUACGACAUCGAGCGGACCCUGGGCAAGGGCAAUUUCGCGGUGGUGAAGCUGGCCCGGCAUCGAGUUACCAAGACGCAGGUUGCAAUAAAAAUAAUCGACAAGACACGAUUAGAUUCAAGCAAUUUGGAAAAAAUAUACCGUGAAGUUCAGAUCAUGAAGCUUCUGAGUCAUCCUCAUAUCAUAAAGCUUUAUCAGGUUAUGGAAACAAAGGAUAUGCUUUACAUUGUCACCGAAUUCGCAAAAAAUGGAGAAAUGUUUGAUUACUUGACCUCCACCGGGCACCUGAGCGAGAGUGAAGCCCGCAAGAAGUUCUGGCAGAUUCUGUCAGCUGUGGAAUACUGCCACAGCCAUAACAUCGUCCACCGGGACCUCAAGACCGAGAACCUGUUGCUGGACGGCAACAUGGACAUCAAGCUGGCAGAUUUCGGGUUUGGGAAUUUCUAUAAGCCAGGAGAGCCUCUGUCCACGUGGUGUGGGAGCCCCCCGUACGCAGCCCCGGAGGUCUUCGAGGGGAAGGAGUACGAAGGCCCCCAGCUGGACAUCUGGAGCCUAGGCGUCGUGCUGUACGUCCUCGUCUGCGGGUCUCUUCCCUUCGACGGGCCUAGCCUGCCGGCCUUGCGGCAGCGGGUGCUGGAGGGCCGGUUCCGCAUCCCCUUCUUCAUGUCUCGAGACUGCGAGACGCUGGUCCGCCGCAUGCUGGCCGUGGACCCCACCAAGCGCAUCACCAUCAGCCAGAUCUGGGAGCACAGGUGGAUGCGGGCCGACCCCGCCCUGCGGCAGCCCACCUGCCCCGUCUUCUCCUUGCUCGGCUACGCCUCCAGCCUGGGCAGCUAUGACGAGCAGGCGCUGGGCAUCAUGCAGACGCUGGGCGUGGACCGGCAGAGGACCGUGGAGUCGCUGCAGAACAGCAGCUACAACCACUUCGCUGCCAUUUAUUACCUCCUUCUGGAGCGGUUGAAGGAGCUCCGGCUCGCCCAGCCGCCGGCCCGCCCCGGCCACGCCUGGCAACAGAGGCCCCGGAGCUCGGACCUCAGCGGAUUUGAGGUGCCUCAGGAAGGCCCCCCCGGUGACGCUUUCCGCUCCGCCCUGCUCUGCGCACAGCCCCAGACCUUGGGGCAGUCUGUCCUGCAGGCCGAGCUGGACUGUGACCUCCACGGCUCACUGCAGCCCUCGCUCUUCCCCGUGGACACCGGUUGCCACGGCAUGUGCCAGUGGCGCUCCGUCUCCCCCAGCAGCCUGCUGGACACGGCCAUCAGCGAGGAGGCCAGGCGGGGCCCGGGCCUGGACGAGGAGCAGGUCGCACGGGGGCCCCCGCCUGGCAGCACCGGCCGGAGACACACGCUGGCCGAGGUUUCCACCUGCUUCUCCCCACGCAUCCCUCCAUGUAUCGUUGUCUCCCCCUCCGCGGCCAGUCCUUCCGAAGGCACCAGCUCCGACAGCUGCCUGACCUCUGCGGGUGACGGCCUGGCUGGGCUCAGCGGACACCUGGUCGCUCAGGGGCUGCUGAGCGCCUGUUCUCCGCUCAGACUGGCCUCGCCACUCCUGGGGACCCAGUCCGCCACCCCUGUGCUGCAGGCGCAGGGGGCCCUGGGAGGAGCCGCCCUGCUCCCCGUCAGCUUCCAGGAGGGCCGGAGGGCGUCAGACACCUCUCUCACUCAAGGGCUGAAAGCCUUUCGGCAGCAGCUGAGGAAGAACGCGAGGACCAAAGGCUUUCUGGGGCUGAACAAGAUCAAGGGGCUGGCUCGCCAGGUGUGCCAGCCCUCCUCCAGCCGGACCUCGAGGGGCGGCCUGAGCACCUUCCAGCUGCCCGCACAGAGCCCGGGCCUGCACGGCGGCGGGGCUGGCGGCCGGGAGGGCAGGAGCCUGCUGGAGGAGGUGUUGCACCAGCAGAGGUUGCUCCAGUUACAGCACCACCCGGCGGCCCCACCCGGCUGCCAGCCGGCCGCCCAGCCCCCCCCAGCCCCCUUGGUCCUCGCCCCCUGCGAUGGCGCCCUCCUCGUGUCGGGACUGCGGAAGGAGCUGGGGCUGGGGCCUGGCCUGCUGCUGCCGCCCCCGCUGCUGCAGGCCGGGGGCUCCCACGUGGCGUCGGCCGCCCAGCUCCUGGACGCCCACCUGCGCAUCAGCAGCUCCACGGCCCCCGGCCCUGCCGCCGUGGCCCCCCAGCCAUGCUUCGCCACGCUGUCCCCGAGCCUGGAACCCGCGGGGCUGCCCCAGGGGGACUGUGAAAUGGAGGACUUGACCUCGGGCCCGCCGGGCACCUUCGUCUUGGUGCAGUGAGGGGCCCGGCCGGGCUGUGACUUCUCGAAGCAAUAAUUUCAGAGUAUGUGAAGACGUUUCCGGACUCAAAGCCAAGAACUUUUCAGCAGGAAAACAAGCAAUACGUUUGGUGUUUUGGCUUUUUAGUUUAUAUUUUGUUUGAUUUUUUUUUUUU